ACAUGUCUUGCGAACAUCAUGGCCUCGAAGAAGACGCUCAUUUUGUCAUUUGGCCUUUCAAAGAGCUUUCCUCAAGGUAUGCAAAACUGCAAAGUCACCACCUCUUAAGAGCCGAAAUGUCUUGGGCACUUACUAGGCAUGCUUAAGUAACUUCGCUUACGCCAAGACGAAUCAAGUCAAACCACCAAAAGAUCUAGCAUCGCGGUCAGUAGUUCUAACCCUGUACGAUGAAAAUGCGCCAGAAAGAGCCGCGGAAGAUGAACUGCGCAGUAUGUUCCAACCUCGGUGCGGAGGAGGUCAAGGGCCAGAAGCUCGCCGCGAACCAGCGCAUGGCCAAGUUCAUCGAGCUUCAAGACCUCCAGCGAUCCACGACGAGCACAUCAUGCCGGCCCUGCCAGCUCCUCUGGGCUGCGUUGCGUCUGCGAAAGAAGGAUCUAGAUGAGCCCGGCGGCAAAGAUGUAUCUGGACUGCUGCAGAUGCGCUUCGCACCAGAUACUCCGCUCCAGAUUUCCGUGUCGGGCUGGGGAGAGGGUAACAUCGCUCUGGAGCUCUUCUCGCGACGAGACGACCACGGCACAUGCCAUCCGACAAUCGGUCCAGCCCAGGAAGUAGAGAGCCACUCCUCCUCCCCGGCCAGUCUUACCCUAGCAUCAUCAUGGCUCCAAGACUGCCUCGCAAACCACCCAUCCUGCAGACAAACAGCAUCAGCCUCGACCCUCCCGACCCGCGUAAUCGACGUCGGAACCAACGAAGACCACCACGAGCCGCGCCUCGUAGAGUCCCGCGGGGCCUCCGGCGCAUACGCAGCGUUAAGCUACUGCUUGGGCGAUCCAGCCUCCCACCCAGCCUUCAAGACCACCCGCCUCAACUUCGCCGCGCACCAAGAUGCCAUGCCAUACGCCGACAUGCCCCCGACCCUGCGGAACGCCGUCGCCGCCACCAGAAACCUAGGGCUGCAGUACCUGUGGAUCGACGCCCUCUGCAUCAUCCAAGGCGACGCCCAAGACUGGGCCAGGGAGGCGGGCCGGAUGUGCGAGGUCUACUCCAACGCGACGGUGACCAUCUCCGUAGACCACGCGGACGGGAGCGGCGUCGGGAUCUUUGCGCCCCAGGCCUUUGGCGUCCCGCCGCAGCGCCUCGACGAGCUCGGGGACGGCGUCGUGCGGCCAGUCUACGUCCGCGACGAGCUGAAGAGGAAACACAACGACAUCACCGUCCUUCUCCGGACCAUCGAGGCGGAAGGGGCACACGGGGAGCCCAUCAUUAAGCGUGCGUGGACGCUGCAGGAGGCGAUCCUGUCGAAUAGAACGCUGCACUAUACGACCAACGAGCUCGUCUGGGAGUGCAACACCUCGCGCUGCUGCGCCUGCCGCCGCGACCAACCCGUCGAGCUCGACGAGGAGUCGGUCCGGUGUUUCCGCUCGCCGGAGCUGUUCCGGGCGCUGUCGUUGGCGGAGAGGGCGUAUCUGCAGUGGCGGCAGGUCGUUCAGCUCUUCUCGGAGCGGUCCAUCAGCUUCGACGCGGACCGGCUGCCGGCGCUGUCUGGGAUGGCGAAGCAGUUCCGGCUGAUGCACGAGGACGUGUACGGUGGACGACAGGAAGACCAUCAGCGAAACCGGUAUAUUGCCGGCUUGUGGGAGGGAGACUUCGCGACGCAGUUGCUCUGGACCGCGGACGACGAUUACUGGCGUAAUCCCGAGACCGUCUCGCGACGGCCUGGGAAGUGGAGGGCGCCGAGCUGGAGCUGGGCGGCCAUUGAGGGGCCCGUCAUGUUCCAUCCCAUGUCGCACUUCAAAGGUGAUUUGGAGGUGUUGGAUGUCCGGGUAGAACCUCUCAUGGCGGAAGAUAUGUACGGUCAAGUCUGCGAGGGAGCCAGCAUCGUGGUGCACGGGGCUAUUGUACACGGCCUCGAGAUCACGACUACAGAGAUACAAGACGGUGAUUUGAUGAUGGGGUUUACGGAAGGCGUCAGGUACGACCUCGUGGAUACGAAGGCGAAUAGGUACACCAUGAUCUGCGACUAUGCAGGAUCGGUUGCUCGGUAUUCUUGCAUGCUGGUGGGAAAGACGUGGAACAAGGGCGAUCGAUGCCCGUCCGUAUCAUGGCUUCAUCGUCCUCGAGAGGGUGGAACCCGGGACUGACAUCUUCAGGCGGGUUGGCGUGUCGUUUCGAGCAGGGGGCCUUGAAGGACACGAACGAAGUGAAGCUUUUUGACGGCGUGGCUCGCGAUGUCAUCACUCUCGUCUGAAUGACACGAGGUUAAAACAAAACGAGUCCCCAAAAGUUUACUUUCCACGGAGAUGCACCCAAGUGGACAAAAUAAUGGACGAUCAGGGGAUUGAACCCUGGGCCUCCCGCAGGCGCUGAAGGAAUGCAAAGCGGGCGCUCUACCACUGAGCUAAACGCCCGGUAUUAACCAGAAACAUUUUCUGGCGAUGCAGAUUUGGACGCUGGAGCGGAGUCAUCAAUCCUCGUCCACCUUGCGUGCCUGCUCUCUGUCCAGCGCAUCUCAAGGUCAGGCUGAAAUCUCUAUGCAAACAAUUCUGACGUGAAAGCCCGCCUGGAGAUCCCCUCUCUCAUAGCCUAGAAAAGGCAAGGCGGCUGGCUGUGUGCUUCAUGGGAG
This is a messenger RNA of Colletotrichum phormii, 2623 nucleotides long. RefSeq names its product heterokaryon incompatibility protein. Lineage: Eukaryota; Fungi; Ascomycota; Sordariomycetes; Glomerellales; Glomerellaceae. The record is from RefSeq and is a predicted model, not a curated record. Bases 228 to 2141 code for a protein of 637 amino acids. The transcript has 3 exons.